AUGGACUUCAUAAAACAAGAAGUUUUGUCGGACGAGGAGGUCAUAGAAGAUGACCCAUGUCAUGGUACCUUCGAGAUCUUGGACUAUGAACAACGACUCAUGCUUGACACCAUGGACGAUGACGUCAUUUUCGUCCACGCCAGGGGACUUGGGAUGGAAAGACUUUUCCUUAAUCAUUUGAUCAUGUAUUCCGACCAGAAACUGCUAACAAUUGUAUUGAACACUUCGCAACAUGAUGAGUCAUACUUCAUUUCACAACUGAAGGAUGCGAACGUACCUUGCCUACCUAAGCUAGUGAACGCUGAUGUGUCUACCAAGGACAGGGAAGCUGUGUAUCUCGAGGGUGGAGUGCAGUUUCUCACGUCUAGGAUACUGCUAGUCGACUUACUGACAGAUCGGGUCCCAGUAAAAAACAUUGCUGGUAUUCUAGUCUAUCGUGCUCAUCAGGUUCUUUCUUCGUUCCAAGAAUCGUUCAUCUUACGUUUAUAUCGUGAGCGAAAACCUGGAGGUUUCGUGAAGGCAUUCACGGAUCUGCCGACAUCAAUCUGUGCGUUGGGACAACUGCAAAGAGUAGUGGAUCGGUUGUAUAUUAAGCGAGUGCGAUUAAUUCCACGUUGUGAUACCGAUAUAAAAACGACGCUGGAGAACUGUGCGCCUGCUAUGAGUGAAUUUCUCGUCGAUCUUCCUACCGUAUUCCGCAGAGUGCACACAACUUUUGUUGAACUGUUGAAAGUUUGCGUUCGCGAACUUAAACAAUGUUCUUUUAUCGAGAAACAGGCAAUCUUGGAAGAAGACACUCUUAAUGUUGCCGUUUAUGUACCAAGUCUGUUGGAGAGGCAGUUGAAUGAGAGAAGGUCUUUCUUGACGGAAAAACAAGGCCGCCUUAUGUCAGACUUGUCUAUACUACGGGAAUUGCUGCAAACUGCAGAGGAUAUGGACCCGGCGACUGUUCUCACUCGGAUCAAUGCCCUCAGAUGCGAUAAGGAGGUUUUCGAGAAAAGCGGUGGUUGGAUGAUGUCACGGGUGGCUGCAACUCUUAUUGCUGAUAUUGAGUCAUUGUGCGGAUAUGGAGCCUUCAAGAGUUGCCGCUUUGUUCCUCCACCGAAAUGGCAGGUGCUUGCAUCAAUUUUGGAUGAGGUCAAGAACAUUCCUGUUCGACCCAGUGAAGUUGGACCGGAUGGCCCUUCUGUGUUGAUAUUCGUCAAUAACGACAAUGUAGUGCGGCAGCUAACUGAUCUCAUCAAGAACGGUCCUGAAUUUGUCGGGUGGCUGACUAGGCGCACUUUAGGAUCAGGUGCUGGUAAAGAGCCCCAACGGGCUCCUCUGUGGGAUGUAGACAAUGUGAUUCCUUUUCAAAGAGGGAAUCUGACCUCAGAACCGCGAAAGGAGAUGGUUUCUGAUCUACAGAAGAACACACUGGUUGCAGCCAGAGCAUCUAAACGACGGAGAAAGGUGGCUGAAGAUCUUGGAGCAACGUCCAACCAUGGAGGAAAGCAAACGAAGAUAGUUCAGUUUGGCAUUCUGCAGUACAAAAAGCGCAAAAGUGACACGCAGAAUAGCGCUGAGAAGAUUGCGGAACGAACUCUGAAAAUGGUUAUACGGUAG
Necator americanus (New World hookworm) is the source of this 1605-nucleotide messenger RNA. RefSeq lists its product as uncharacterized. The coding region runs from base 1 to 1605 and encodes 534 amino acids. Gene Ontology annotation, cellular component: nucleotide-excision repair factor 1 complex. Gene Ontology annotation, molecular function: damaged DNA binding; single-stranded DNA binding; single-stranded DNA endonuclease activity. The transcript has 15 exons. Gene Ontology annotation, biological process: nucleotide-excision repair involved in interstrand cross-link repair; double-strand break repair via homologous recombination; resolution of meiotic recombination intermediates. NCBI's taxonomy places the organism in Eukaryota, Metazoa, Nematoda, Chromadorea, Rhabditida, Ancylostomatidae. The record is from RefSeq and is a predicted model, not a curated record.